Heterotrigona itama is the source of this 681-nucleotide messenger RNA. The record is from the annotation of a GenBank genome assembly. NCBI's taxonomy places the organism in Eukaryota, Metazoa, Arthropoda, Insecta, Hymenoptera, Apidae.
AUGUGGGUGUUUGGUUAUGGUUCACUGAUAUGGAAAGCAGAUUUUCCAUACGAAGAAAUUCUCAUUGGUCACAUCAAAGGAUAUAUCAGAAGAUUUUACCAGAAAAGUAUAGAUCACAGAGGGAUACCUAGCAGACCUGGUCGUGUUGUAACAUUGCUUAAUUCUGAUAAUUCCAAUGACCAAGUGUGGGGUGUUGCUUAUAGAAUAUCACCUCAAAAUAUAGAUAAAGUUGUAAGACACUUGGAUUACAGGGAAAAAGGAGGUUAUGAAAGAAAAAGCGUUCUCUUUUAUCCAUCUUAUUCAAUUAAAGAUACUGCAUCAUAUUUCUUAACAAAUAACACUUUUUCAAGCGAAGUUAAAAAUGAAAAAUUGUUGUCGUCAGUUUCAGAAAACACACCAUUUUAUAUUACAAUUUACAUAGGUGGAGAAGACAAUCCAAAUUACGCAGGUAUAGAAGAUAUCUAUACAAUAGCAAAACAGAUAUCAGUGUCUCAUGGUCCUAGUGGAGCAAACACAGAAUAUCUGUACAAUUUGGCAUCUGCGAUGCGAGUAAUAGCACCAGGUAUAAAUGAUGAACAUUUAUAUACACUUGAGACAAUUGUGAAGAUGUUGGAGCAAGAAAAAAAUGUGAAAAUAAAAGUAGAUAAAAACUUGGAUAAAUGUGAUGAUGAGAAUGGAUAG